UGCGCUGGUUGGUGGAUGUGUUUGUGUCCAAGCAUACGAAGUGACAAAUCACCAAUAUCGGUAGUUACAAUGUACGGAGCGUCUUCACAGCAGUGCUUUCUUCAAAAAAGUUAGGAUCCACCAUGACACAUACUCAGCAGCCCAACAGCUCCAACAGCUCAGAGGUCUGGAACACCACUUUCUCCGACUCCUCCAGGGACACCCAGGACCCCCUCCACCCGCCCAAUCCCAGACAGAACAUCACCUAUGUGGAUUUCUACCUCCACGAACCCUCUGUGGCGGCCAUCUUCAUCGUGUCCUACCUGCUCAUAUUCCUUGUGUGUAUGGUGGGAAAUGGCGUGGUGUGUUUCAUCGUGCUACGGAGCAAGAACAUGAAGACGGUCACCAACCUCUUCAUUCUAAACCUGGCCGUUAGUGAUCUUCUGGUGGGCAUGUUUUGCAUGCCAACCACGCUGGUGGACAACAUAAUAACAGGUUGGCCUUUCGGAAGUUUAGUGUGUAAACUGAGUGGGAUGGUUCAAGGCAUAUCAGUGUCAGCUUCUGUCUUCACUCUGGUGGCGAUAGCUGUCGACAGGUUCCGCUGCAUUGUCUACCCCUUCCAGCAGAAGCUGACCAUCUCCACCUCAACCCUAAUCAUCGUCAUUAUUUGGGUGCUGGCUAUCUCCAUUAUGUGUCCCUCAGGGGUCAUGCUCCAGGUGACCAAGGAGCAACGGGUCCUCAUCCUGCUUGGAGACAGCUACAACGAGACCCGCCCCUUCUUCUGGUGCCGUGAGAACUGGCCCAAUCAGGAGAUGAGGAAGAUAUACACCACCGUCUUAUUUGCUAACAUCUACCUGGCUCCGCUGUCACUAAUUGUCAUCAUGUAUGCCCGCAUCGGAUUCACCCUCUUCAAGACCGCCGUGCCCACCUCAGGCGGGGGCAGCGGCAGCAGGGACGGGACGAAGCCCGGCCCGGACAACCAUCGCCACGCGGUGUCGAAGAAGAAGAAGCGGGUGAUCAAGAUGCUGCUGGUGGUGGCGUUGCUCUUCAUCCUGUCAUGGCUGCCACUGUGGACGCUGAUGAUGCUGAGCGACUACGCCAGCCUGACAGCCAGGCAGCACCGCGUCGUCAACAUCUACGUUUACCCGAUGGCUCACUGGCUGGCCUUCUUCAACUCCUCCGUCAACCCCAUCAUUUACGGCUUCUUCAACGAGAACUUCCGGCGGGGCUUCCAGGCCGCGUUCAAGUUCCAGCUGUGCUCCUCUGACACGGAGCACCGGAAGACCUACUCGCACCGUAUCCAAGGCAACGCCAUUUUACCAGCAAACCUGCACUUACCCACUGGGCCUAGUUCACUGGGGUCGGGCUUGGCUGUGGUGAAUGGGAAGGGCACGGUUCGGGGGGAGGACGUUGGGCGGACAUCGGAUGGGCAGACGUCGGGGAGCAACGUGAACGAGCAGGAUCUGGUCAUGGAGGACCUGGAGAAGGUAAUAUAUGACCUAUGAAACACACAGAAUGUCUCAAAAGAAGGUGCACUCAACCUUAUUUCAGCCGUGCAGCAGCCAGUGGACACCAAGCAAAUGAAAUUGGGUCAAUGAAAGUUCCAAGAGCAUGCAUUAGGUUGCGCAACCUUUUUUUUACCAUGCAAAUACUGUACUACAAGAGCAUGGACUUCUAAGCCAGAGAAUAUAUUGCACACUCAGUUUUACAGAAAUAGUUGUACAUUUUAAGUUAAUUCUGAAAACAGUUUAUUUUUUUCAUCAAUGGGUGCACAAAUGUUGCGUUGUUUGUGUGUGUUUUCUGCCAUUGCUUGCAGUGCCUGAAUGGGGAGAGAACAACACUGUGUCUGGGUGUAUCAAGGUGACACCGUUAUUAGUUGUUUACAUAACCUAUUCGCAGAGGUGUUAAAUGUAAAAAGUAGGUGUACUUCCUCGAAAAAUACUUUGCUGUGUUCACCAGGUGGGGGAAGUUUAGAUUUAAGGCCUAAAUAAAAUGCCUUCACAUGGUCAUUUUGAUCUUAAUUAGGAUUUUCCUUCGCCUGGUAAACACAGCAAAAUACUUCUAAGUUGUACUUUUGCACCUGUGCCUAUAUGAUAUGUUACCUUCUGCCGGUGAACACUGGUCCCUGGGUGACAUUAACAUGCCUGGCGGUCGGAGGGGCUUCCCACUGGUCACCUGUAUCCUGGUGGCUCCGCCAGAACCUAACGUGCCAAAAGUUAACCUACCAAUGUAUCAGGGCAGCCUGAUAGCCCAAGGCUACAACUAACCAUACAUUACGUCUACAACCUUGGUCAUUCAUGCUGGCUAAUCAGUCAACGGUUGGCAUGUUGUGUAGCAGUUACCCAUACUUGGUUUUUCUCGGUUUUGAUAAAUUCCCUGAGGGCUCCCGACUGGUGACUGGGAACAUUUUAGGGUAGCGUCUCACACUUGAAGAGGACAUCUCAUUGGUUGUCACAGAUGAUAUGCGUGGGUUCAGCCAUGGCUGGUGGACAACAGUUGAAGAACAGGGGAUUCUUGCAGUGCUUCACUCCACACCUCCCUGUUGGGAGGUGGGUGUGGGAGGCUGGAUGGAUGCCUGGGUUACUGGCUGUACUCCAGAUAUCUCAGAGAUGUGAGGGAGAGUGAGGCUGGAACCUUGAUGGAUGAGGACCUAGAUGGUGACCGUUCAGAAGCUACCACAGACAACCUUUCCUCCAGUCAGUGGGGAUGUGUUCUGGAUGGUGUGUAUGGGGGGAACUCAGAGCCAAGGCUGAGGUGAUAUGACUAAUCUAUUUCCUUGGGACUGUGACUGGAUGAGAACAUGACCUGCACACUUAGACGGGUCUGGGAGUAAAAGGGAUGGAAUCGACCAAUGAUUGACCAAUGUACUUGUUGGAUGCAGUGAAGAAUAUUCAGAUUUUGGUGUUUGUUUUUUUGUUUUUAAAUAGCGGUGUUUGAAUAGUUACUUUUAACGAUGAGUGAACCAGGUUUUAUGUGCCAAAAUGUAGUUACCUCUUCUGAAAGUCAGGAAUAAUUGUUACUCUGACUGUAAUCUAUCGUUGUUCUAAUACAAAGACAAUACAACUUAACAACAUCAUUUAAAGGUAAUCUUCACACUGCGUGUUGAAUUAUGUAUGCAUGCUUUACUCUGUUGGGAAAUGUUUGUCCUGCUGCAAAAUCGGUGAUAGUAUUUUGCUAUAUUUUCCCCUUCAUGGAAUUUAGUUCCCAAGCAGUUAUGACAGCUGACUCACUGACAUUGUUGGGAAGUAGAUGGAUUUGCUUAGGACCUCAUUAUUGUAUAAAUAUAAUAUGUAUCAUGGCCCUCAGAGUCAUGAAAUGUAUGAUCGGUUGGGUGUCGCUGUCAUGAAACAAAGGGGGCCACAAUUUGUCGUGAAGUGAUGCAUAGUAGCUGGUAUUGUGAUUGUCUGAUCUAAGAAAUGUGCUUCAUGAAGUAAUACCUCAGCUUGUCAUUGACGAUGAGUUCACCCCCCACAGUCUGGGAUGGUACUAUUUAUAGACAGGCAGGAUCGCAUGCACACACACUGUGGCUAAACCUAAUAAAUAAUGGGUUCUUUUAUUUCUAGAAAAAAUGUCAAAUGCUGUGCUAUAUUGUUUUGUUGUGUUGAUGUGUGUCUGGCUUUAAUGCAAACGAUGUGAGCGCUGGGUGAGCUUGUCAUUGCUGAUAAAGUGGAACAGGCUGGUUUAGAAAUCUAAUCCGCACAUUUUGUCACACUUGCAUAACACAACAUAUUUAGACGUUCCCAGUAAAAUGCUUACAAUAAACACCUCAGAAAUCAACUUGGAAAAUUAGUUCCUGAGUCAGUGAGUUUGUGAAUGUGUGUACACUUUGAGUUGCACUUAAGCAACUCUUUUUACAUAUUCUCAAUUGAAUUGAGGUCUGCUCUUUGACUGGGCCACCCCUGGACUUUGACACGUUUUUUUAAGCCACUACAUUGUGGCUUUGGUUGUAUAAUUCGGGUCUUUGUCCUGCAGGAAGAUGAAAGAUGAACCUUCAAGUCCCAAGUUUCCUGCAGACUUCAUCAUGUUUUCUUACAGAUUGCCUCCAUUUUACCCAGCAUCUAUAGACUACUCUGCUCCAUGGAUAAAGGUGUCUGUAAAUGCUUGAUAGAUUAUUUACAGACAAUCAGUAACAUUUUAUCUAACCAUCUACAAACCCUUAUCCUAACCUUAAACUUUAUACUAACCCUAACCUUAACCCUUCCCCUAAAACUUCUAAACCUAACCCUAACUUUACCAAGAAGUUGCUUAUCAACCGAUAGUUUGUUGAUUUUUUUUUUUUAACUAUAAAACAUCUACAUAUGGAAAUUGGGACUCUCAAAAUGAAGUUUAACUGAACCGUAUUCUGGAUUUGCUUUUGUCACGGUUAGGUGAGCAGCAGCGCCACCGUUACGUGCACCUUCAGUUCCCAUAUUACACGAACACUUCCCGGUCUGUCACAUGUUUCCAGUCUUCCACACCAGGUCCCAAUUGAGCUAAUUUGUAUGUGUUUAAAUGUUUCCCCUCUGCUCCCCACAUUGUGGAUAUUGUUGCUGUUAUGUUUGUUCGGUUAGCGGUGAGUGGUGCUUGUUUGUACUGUUGAAGUUUGCUAGUUAAGACGCGUUGUCGCGCACCUUUCUUUUCAUCAGUAUAUUAGUUAUCGUUGUCCGUUCGUGUUCGGUUUUGUUUGUUUUUGAUUAAACUCCACGAACGAGA
Molecule: messenger RNA, 4671 nt
Organism: Esox lucius (northern pike)
Lineage: Eukaryota; Metazoa; Chordata; Actinopteri; Esociformes; Esocidae
Product: neuropeptide FF receptor 2
Exons: 6
Coding region: 123-1484 (453 amino acids)
Biological process (GO): G protein-coupled receptor signaling pathway
Cellular component (GO): membrane
Molecular function (GO): peptide binding; neuropeptide receptor activity
Source: RefSeq, a predicted model, not a curated record